AUGUUAAGAGAAAUUAGUAGAAGGGUUUCAUCCCCCACAAAUUUCGCGGUUUACCUAUCAAAGAGUAGAUCAUUUAUCCAAACUUGCUCAUCCAAGCUCUACAUGAGGAUCCAUCUUCUAACCUUCAAUUGUGGGAAAAACGAGUUUCGGGAUAACACUGCGUUAGAGGAACUAUCGAAAUCCGUGGAAAACUCCCUUCCAGAUGAUCCACCAGAAAUAGUGGCUAUCGCCUUCCAGGAACUUACCUCAAUAAGGACUUCAUUUGAUUACAAUCUAGUCCAUGAAAUCCUGUUGGAUGUGAACGACGCAAUUGUUCAGCGGGUUUCCGAGCACUACCAAGUUACUUAUCACACACUUGGGUUGACUCAUAACGGCGCGAUCACUUUGUCUCUUUUAGUCCUACGGCCAAGCCGGUUUUACAACAUCCGCACUUCCUAUCUCCCCAGAGGCGUUGCUUUUAGCUCGUUGAAAGGAGGAGUGGGAAUUAGAGUUGCUUACAAGUCUCAAGUGAUUAAUAAUGAUGACGAAAAUGACAAAGAAUUGACCUUUGUAAGCUGUCAUUUGAACGCAAAUGAAGGAGAGGUUAACUUUAACCGAAGAAAUCAAGAUUUGAAUAAAAUACUCUCAGAAAUGGACUUUUCAGAUCAAUAUUCUGUCUUAAAACCAGAUAGUCACAUUUUUGUUCUCGGAGAUUUGAACUACCGAUGCAGCAAGGUUGGUGAAGUCGAGAACGUCUCGGAGAUUGAUGAACUGGAAAAGGUAAAGGGUGAUUUAGAUUUCACAGAAGCUCCAAUUCAUUUCGCACAGACUUACAAAUACAUCAUCGGAACACAGGACACUUUUAGGACUAACAGAAUUCCCUCAUGGUGCGAUAGAAUCCUGUUUUUAAACUACCAAGAAGAUCUACAGCCCGAGUAUAACAGUUUGCCAGAAUUGACAAUAUCCGACCAUAAACCAGUUUACCUGACAAUAACAGUACCGAACACAGUUCCAUUUAUUAUCUACAGAAAACCAACGUACUAUGGGUCUCUGGUCAAGACUGUCUCCAAAGCAACUGACACAAUGUUCAGGUUUUCAAUGAUCAAGAAGACAUAUUUAUUCUUGUUGACAUUGGCAGGACUAUACUAUGUUACAUAUGGAUAG
Messenger RNA from Komagataella phaffii GS115, 1143 nucleotides. RefSeq names its product Phosphatidylinositol 4,5-bisphosphate 5-phosphatase with a role in secretio. The record is from RefSeq and is a predicted model, not a curated record. The transcript has a single exon. Gene Ontology annotation, biological process: phosphatidylinositol dephosphorylation. Bases 1 to 1143 code for a protein of 380 amino acids. Lineage: Eukaryota; Fungi; Ascomycota; Pichiomycetes; Pichiales; Pichiaceae. Gene Ontology annotation, molecular function: phosphatidylinositol-4,5-bisphosphate 5-phosphatase activity.